This is a messenger RNA of Salmo salar (Atlantic salmon), 1083 nucleotides long. NCBI's taxonomy places the organism in Eukaryota, Metazoa, Chordata, Actinopteri, Salmoniformes, Salmonidae. The record is from RefSeq and is a predicted model, not a curated record.
GCCUUAUUCAUACACAUAUGGUUCACCAGGUCUCAGUUCAGGGGUGGAACCUUUAUCCUCACUCAGAAUUGUACUGGAUAAUCUUUCAAACUGCAUUCCAACUCAGCAGGAGCAAUGACAAUGCAAUCCUACAAGCUCACCUAUUUCAACAUGCGAGGUAGAGCAGAGCUGCCUCGGUAUAUCUUUGCCUAUGCUGGAAUAGCCUUCGAGGAUCGGCGGGUAGAGUGGAAUGACUGGCCAUCGAUUAAGAAGACCUUUCCAUUAGGAAAGCUCCCAGUGCUAGAGGUGAAUGGGGUCCCUCUGACCCAGAGUCUGGCCAUUGCACGGUUCCUGGCAAAGGAAGCAGGGCUUGUGGGUAAUAGCAAACUAGCCGAGGCCCAGGCAGACGCUCUGGUUGAUACCCUCAACGACUUCACCCUCUUAAUCCCAUGGAGAGAGGACAACCCACAGAUCAAAACACAGAAGAUUGACAUGCUUUUCCAAAGCCACGCCCCCAAGUUACUGGACCAUCUCCAGUGCCAUUUGGGAGACAGGGAGUGGUUAGUGGGUGAUUCGAACAAGGAGAAACACAGACAGAGUGACAGCAGAGACCGACUGCACAACAGGGAGGUAACAGAGGCUCAGUUAGUGGAGACCUGGGCUGAUCUGUACUGCCAUGUGUGCUUCACUACCUUCAGUGUGCUGAGACCGGGCUUUGCUGAUGACCAUCCUGCCCUGUGUGGCCUGAUUGACCGGGUGGAGGCCAUCCCGAACGUCGCUAAGUGGAUCCAGAGCAGACCUACAACAGAGUUCUAAAACCUGGGCCCAGUUCAGUAGGGACAAAACAGGAUAAAUGAUCUGAAGCUUAGAAUUGGUCCAAUAACAAUUCUCAUUUAAAUGUUUGUUUCAAAUGCGUUUGCAUUUCCGUGCUUACUGAACACAAACCACAACUUACCCCGCAAUGAGGAAUGUGUAUGCAGAAAGUACUGAUGUGAGGCACAAGGGGGUUGAUUAUUCCCUUCUUACUGUAGAAGUAUAGCCAGACAUGACAAAAUGAAGAUUGCAAAUGUACUUUUAAAAUAAACCAUUGAAACAAAAAAUAAA